AAGGAGAACAAGGAUAAGGAUGAGUCCGUUGAGGGAUCUGGUGAAGCUCCCAAGAGCUCUAUUGGGGGUAUCCCUAAGGUGUUCCCAAAGCUUCCCAAGGCUCCAAUAGUUCAGCCGCAAUCCCUCCGAAGUAGAGAGGCUAUUGUUAUCGAUGACGCACCAACACUGCCGCAAAUUCCGACUGCUCCAGAGGUCCCCGAAGGUGGAUUUUUGCCAGCUGACAUUCGGCGGUCACCACAGUCAGUGUCAAAUGUUGCUUCUUCUCUGGAUGAUGACGUAGAUGGACUGAAUGAUGAUGACGAGUUCGGAGGACUUUCGGAGGAGACGUCUUCAUCUUCCGGUGGUCUCAUUGGAACUAUCUUCAACCUAAUCAGCAUGGGACAGAAGAAAGCCACCGAAGCCAAGAAUGGAGGAACUCCAGAUGAUAAGAAUGCACUUGGAAAAGCCGUUUCAAGUUUGAUCGGUGGCGAGAACAGUCCAUUACCAGGCAAGAACAUGAUCUCAAAUGUUUUGUACAAGGCGCUUACGUCCAACAGUUUGCAAUCUAAUGACACGGGAUCUGACAACGAUCCUCCUCCACUUACCAACCUCACCCUCACCCCAGCACAAUCAGCGGCCAUCACUGAGAACUUGGAGAUGGUCCAAAACUUCAUUAUCCAGCCAUCUUCACCCCUCUGCACGCACAAACCCGAACCAGUCGGUUUCGAACUACAGUCAUUCAUGGGACAAUGGUACCAGGUAGUCUACAGCCCUCCGUUGUCCUCUGGACAAUGUAGCAUGGUUGCUUACAAAAAACUGAAUGACGUCAAUAAUGGAGGACCAGGGUCAAUUUUCGAGAUCUUCGAGUACACUACUGACGGCACACCGUACGGAAAACCAAAGAUCAGCUCUGGCUAUGCGAUGAUCAAAUCCCCAGGAGAGCUCAUCUACAGGACAACCUCGAAUCAGGAAGACGUCAAUGGUAAGCUGUAG
Messenger RNA from Cylicostephanus goldi, 972 nucleotides. NCBI's taxonomy places the organism in Eukaryota, Metazoa, Nematoda, Chromadorea, Rhabditida, Strongylidae. The record is from the annotation of a GenBank genome assembly.